This is a messenger RNA of Echinostoma caproni, 162 nucleotides long. NCBI's taxonomy places the organism in Eukaryota, Metazoa, Platyhelminthes, Trematoda, Plagiorchiida, Echinostomatidae. The record is from the annotation of a GenBank genome assembly.
AUGUUGCGUGAACCGUGGUCUGAACCUGAGAUAAAAAAGCAUGUCACUGAGAAGUACAACGUACAAUUCGAUAUGUUCAGCAAGAUUAAUGUCAAUGGUUCCGACGCUCAUCAUCUGUUCGUAUUUUUGAAAAGCAAACUCAAGGGUACCUUGUUUGAGUAA